AUUUUCCUAAUCGCCCCUCCAUAUCCUGUCGCACUCAUCAGCCUUAGCCUUCAAGAGUGAUAGGUCAGCUGUCUCAAAUCGUCCUGGUCAUCGAUGACAAACAUCUUCUUCCUGCUAGCUCCAUUACUUUGCAUAUUAUCUCAUUAUGUUCUUGGCGACUCAUGUUUGCCCGAUUGGAUGUUCGUUGCUCGAUUACACAGUUGCUUCCUCGUUCCCCACUAUCCACUUCCUUGGCGAGAAGCGGAAAACUAUUGCCGUAAUGAAGGAGGGCAUCUAGUAUCAUUGAGCAAUGCUCAAGAAGCUUAUUUUGUCAGAGCCUUGGCAGAUCAGCACAACCCGCAGUUUUUGACCUGGAUAGGACUAAUCCGGAACAGAAGUACAACAGUGGACUUUCCUGAUUCUUGGGCUUGGUCCGAUAGUUCUCCAGUAACUUAUACUAACUUCCGAGCAGGCGAACCAUCUGACUGGGGUGACUGCGUGGCUUUGUCCUCCUCACUUGAAAUCAAUGGUUGGGUUACUGUCGACUGUGAAUACUCACAGUUUUACUUGUGUGAAAUGCCUGCAAAUGGAGCUGCCGCCAUAGUUAUGCACGAUGAAGAAGGAGAGUUCCAGAGUCCUGGAUAUCCAAACAAUUAUCCGAAUGAUGUGGCCGUCAACUAUUUCAUAGAGUUGCCUGCAGAUAGCAGAGUCGUCAUUACGAUAGAUUAUAUGUUUACUGAGGAAUUGCGAGACAUUCUUCACAUUUACGAUGGACCUUGGGAAGCAAGCCCAACAUUGGCCAGGCUUUCUGGUUUCCAUCAGAAUCACUCUUUCCUAUCGCAUUCAAAUGUUGUGAUGGCCGAGUUUUCGAGUGAUGGAGAGUCGAACGGAAACGAAAUAGGAUUUAAAGCUCAUUAUAGAGCAUGGGGUCAGCGUCCCGAAGAGAUACUGCAGCAACGAGACGGAAUCAUCAGCAGCACAAAUUUCCCUUUGUUGGCUCCUCCAUUCACUCACCAGCAUUUCCUCAUUCAAUGCGCUGAUGUGGACCACGUUCACUUCAACAUCACAGAGCUGGAACUAUCAGGAAAUGAUGUUCUGGUCCUGUUCGAGGGCACUACUAUCAAUCAUAGAAUGCUGCGAAGGUUCACGUCGACGUCGCCGCAGAGGCUUCCGGACUACUUCAGAAGUGAACAAAAUCUUAUUUAUAUCGUUUUCGAAGCAAAAGAUCCCUUCGAGUUGUCUAGAUGGCGACUACGAUAUGAUUGCGUAAGAAAAGACGGUGUUGGUGAUGAAGUUGUCAUAGAAUGAGCCAUCUGCGUGUUGUUUUCCAUGUGUGUGUUUUCCCUUUGUAUUGUCAUUCAUUUGUAUGU
This is a messenger RNA of Cylicocyclus nassatus, 1349 nucleotides long. The record is from the annotation of a GenBank genome assembly. NCBI's taxonomy places the organism in Eukaryota, Metazoa, Nematoda, Chromadorea, Rhabditida, Strongylidae.